Molecule: messenger RNA, 1406 nt
Organism: Lepisosteus oculatus (spotted gar)
Lineage: Eukaryota; Metazoa; Chordata; Actinopteri; Semionotiformes; Lepisosteidae
Source: RefSeq, a predicted model, not a curated record
AAGCAGGAGAGCUCCACAGGACCCGAGUCUAGGGAAGGGAGUUACGCGUGUGUGUGUGUGUGCGCCCCCUGCAGGUUCGGCACCUUCGAGCUGGUCAGUAACCCCAUGCGCGAUGCGGCGGGGCGGCUGGACAGCUCACGCAGCCUGCUGUGCGGGCUGGCGGCAGGGGUGGCCGAGGCCGUGCUGGUCGUGUGCCCCAUGGAGACCAUCAAGGUGAAGUUCAUCCACGACCAGUGCUCCUCCAGACCGCGCUACAGGGGGUUCUUCCACGGGAUCCGGGAGAUCAUCCGGGACCAGGGACUCCGGGGGACCUACCAGGGACUGACGGCCACGGUGCUCAAACAGGGGUCCAACCAGGCCAUCCGCUUCUACGUCAUGACCUCACUGCGCAACUGGUACAAAGGCGAUGACCCCUGCCGGGAGAUGCACCCCCUAGUGACGGCGGUGUUUGGGGCCGCGGCGGGAGCGGCCAGCGUCUUGGGAAACACGCCCCUGGACGUGGUGAAGACGCGGAUGCAGGGCUUGGAGGCUCACCGCUACAGGAGCACAGUGGACUGCGCCUACCAGAUCCUUCGCAACGAGGGGCCGCAGGCGUUCUACAAGGGCACGGUGCCGCGUCUGGGCCGCGUCUGCCUCGACGUGGCCAUCGUCUUCGUCAUCUACGAGGAGGUGGUGAAGCUGCUGAACGGCGUCUGGAAGACGGACUGAGGAGCCCAGCCCGCCAGCACCCCCUGCUGGACGCGGACAACAUUGCCACCACCGUCAUCGGCAGUUUCCUCCGAAAGCAUCGCUUCAAAGUCUCUCACCGUCUCAGAUUGAAUUGGUUAUGUUGCGUUGCAGUUCCAGGGCCUGACACCUGCUACAGGCUCCUGCACCAGUGCUGGGUUUGAAUAGCGGUGGAUAUACUGUGCUGGUGGAGACUGGAGGAAGUAGUCAGUUCAUAUUGGUAACCCAGUAGGGGGCGCUCUCCUGUUGGAAACAGGUAAAAAGCGCCGUUGUUGUGGUCUGUAGAAAUCUGCUUUGACACUUGUAGAAGCCGUGCUCAUUAAACGCUCCACUGUCUCAGACUGGGAGCUGCUGGGUGCAGAAAUACUUUUGACUGGUUUCUCUGGCUCCUGCACGUCUUGCCUUAAACACAGCUGUCCCGAGUCCAUUUCUGUGCUUUUUCAAGACUCUCUGCUGUUCCCCCCUGUUCUUGAGACGUUCGUUCAGGCCCGUCAGGAGUGGGGCUCCCCUACUGCAGACAUGGGGGUGCAGGAGAGCUCUGAGCUGUGCCACCCUGUGCCCACUCCUACAUCUCUGUGCCAAGGCCUUGUUGAGCUUGUUGACCCAGCCUGCUGUCGGACUGUGUCUGUUCUGCUAACACUGCGUUACAAAUUCAAAAUAAACUGAGCUGUUGUUUUAAA